Plasmodium inui San Antonio 1 is the source of this 444-nucleotide messenger RNA. Its product is annotated as ubiquitin-conjugating enzyme E2 D/E. Gene Ontology annotation, cellular component: nucleus. Gene Ontology annotation, molecular function: ubiquitin conjugating enzyme activity. Gene Ontology annotation, biological process: protein polyubiquitination. NCBI's taxonomy places the organism in Eukaryota, Apicomplexa, Aconoidasida, Haemosporida, Plasmodiidae. Bases 1 to 444 code for a protein of 147 amino acids. The record is from RefSeq and is a predicted model, not a curated record. The transcript is spliced from 5 exons.
AUGGCACUGAAAAGAAUAACGAAGGAGCUACAAGACUUGAAUAAAGACCCCCCCACGAAUUGCUCCGCGGGGCCAAUUGGAGAUGACCUCUUUUUUUGGCAAGCGACGAUAAUGGGACCAGGGGACAGUCCCUACGAAAACGGUGUAUACUUCCUGAACAUAAAAUUCCCCCCCGAUUAUCCCUUCAAGCCUCCCAAGAUCAUCUUCACCACGAAAAUAUAUCACCCCAAUAUAAACACGUCGGGCGCCAUUUGCCUUGACAUCCUGAAGGACCAAUGGAGUCCCGCGCUAACCAUUUCGAAAGUCCUCCUGUCCAUAUCGUCGUUAUUAACUGACCCCAAUGCAGACGACCCGCUCGUGCCCGAAAUCGCCCACGUCUACAAAACAGACAGAACCAAAUACCAUCAAACUGCAAAAGCCUGGACGCAGAAAUAUGCCCAAUGA